Messenger RNA from Artibeus jamaicensis (Jamaican fruit-eating bat), 924 nucleotides. RefSeq names its product nudix hydrolase 14 (gene NUDT14). Gene Ontology annotation, molecular function: UDP-sugar diphosphatase activity; metal ion binding. The record is from RefSeq and is a predicted model, not a curated record. Bases 100 to 849 code for a protein of 249 amino acids. Gene Ontology annotation, biological process: nucleoside phosphate metabolic process; ribose phosphate metabolic process. Lineage: Eukaryota; Metazoa; Chordata; Mammalia; Chiroptera; Phyllostomidae. The transcript has 5 exons.
CUCACUACGCAUGCUCAGAACGGCGUCACGUGCCCUCCCACCUCCGCCGGCAAGGUCUCGGCUGCGUCCGCAGCGGCCAGAACUACGCCGCGCGCCGCUAUGGAGCGCAUCGAGGGGGCGGCCGUGGGCCGCUGCACCGCCUCGCCCUACCUGCAGCCUUUCACGCUGCACUACCGCCAGAAUGGUGCCCAGAAGUCAUGGGACUUCAUGAAGACACACGACAGGUUAGCAUCCAGUCCGGGCCCCUCCGAUGGCCACGGGGACCCUGGGAACGAGGGCCAUGGAGCCCCACCCUGCCUCUGCCUUGUGACCGUCCUUCUCUUCAACUCUUCUCGGAGGAGCCUGGUGCUGGUGAAGCAGUUCCGGCCAGCCGUGUAUGCGGGCGAGGUGGAACGCCGCUUCCCAGGGUCCCUGGUGGCCGUGGACCAGGACGGGCCCCGGGUGCUGCCGGCGGCGCUGCCCGGCUCAGCGGGGGUGACGUUCGAGCUGUGUGCCGGCCUCGUGGACCAGCCCGGGCUGUCGCUAGAGGAGGUAGCCUGCAAGGAAGCCUGGGAAGAGUGUGGCUACCGCCUGGCCCCGGCCGACUUGCGCCGAGUGGCCACCUACAAGUCUGGCGUGGGACUGACUGGCUCCAGCCAGACCAUGUUCUAUGCAGAGGUGACAGACACCCAGCGGGGUGGUCCUGGCGGGGGCCUGGCCGAGGAGGGUGAGCUCAUCGAGGUUGUGCAUCUGCCCCUGGCUGGCGCCCAGGCCUUCUCGGACAACCCAGAUGUCCCCAAGACCCUUGGCGUCAUCUUUGGUAUCUCUUGGUUCUUCAGCUGUGUGGCCCCUGGCCUGGAUCCCCAGUGACAUUCCAGAGGGCUAGACAGAGGUUGGUCCCAGCCACCCGCCCUUGCAGACUCAAUAAAGGCUUGUACAGCUCCA